GUGCUGGAUAUAUUUGAAUAACAAACGUGUGAGGGUGGGUAACCAAUGGUGAUAUAUUUAUUAUUACUAUUCACAAUUUAUAAUACAGUUGAAUGAAAAGACAAAAAUAUAGUCGUCGAUCGAUCGAUAAAAUCACGAGUUUGGAUCCACCAUUUACCUGCAUGGAGAAUAAUGAAUUACUUUCAACAUAUAAACAAGGUGUUCUUGUUUUGCCCCCUUUUUAUCAUUGGAAUGAAACACACUUCUGUGUGUAUCGUAUCUCUUUGCGUCUCUCACUGUGUAUAUAUGUUGUUGUUGUUGUUGGGUGCAUAUGAGAAAGAAAGCCGCUUUCGUGGCUUCUCCCCACAUGAAGAACGGUAGAGAAUAAAGAUAUAGUGUGUGUAUGUUGUCUUUGGCACACGCGUGUUACUUUUUCUUCUUGUCAUCAUCAUCAUCAUCAUCAUCACCAUCACCAACACAUUCUCUGUUUGCAAUUCAUUUUUUUCUUCAUCAUUUCUUAAUUUUUUUCUUUCUAUGCCUAAAUUCAAUUCUCACAACACAACAACAACGUUACGUAUACGGAUUUUCUAAUUCUAAAUCGAAAAAAAAUUUCAUUUACCAGCCUGUUCUUGUUAUUGUUUUGAGUGUGUGUUAUGUGUACUGAUGCAAAUGUAAUAUAUUCAGAGAAAACGACAACAACAGGAAAAUAUAACACAUUUGUUUUUUGGUUCGGUUUUUUGUUUUGUUUUGUUUUUGCUUAUUUUAUUCUUAGUUCUUUCCGCGUUCAUCUUGUUCAAUUAUUGGAUUCUUGAAUUAAAAAAGAAAAAAUUUCCACUAAUAAAUCCAAAUUAACUUGUCAAUUUGCACUUUAUUAUUGUUUUUACGUUCGUGGUAAUGGAAAAUUAUCGAUGCUGAUGCAUUCGAGUAAUUAUCAUCAACAAACUAAACUUCAUCGUCAUCACCAUCAUCAUAAUCAUAAUCAUCCACAAGAAUUAACAAUAUUGACGACGACAACGACAACGACAUUGAACAGUUCAAUAAGCCAUUUCGUUCAACGAAUCAAUGCAUCAGCAGCAAAUCAACAAUCGACAAUUAAUAGUAAAACACGAUACCAAAAUGAUUUCGAUUGCCGGCAUUCGAUUUUUUAUCGAAUUCUCUUCAAUUCUGGUCCUUGCUUUCCUGUGCAUUAUGCACGAAUUCACCGAUGUUACCUGGGCAAAACAAUUUCAUUUUGAUCAUUCUUCCGCCAAUCAAGCUGCUUCAUUCGAUGAUAUCGAGCCUUCAUCAUCGACAUUGAAUCAUGAUCAAGAUGAUGGUGGUGGUAGCAAUGGUGGCCAACAAUUUCAUCAUCAUAAAAAUCAAGCUACAUAUGUUCGAUUCUCACCAGAAUCGCUAACUUUUGGCCAUCAUUCGAUUGGUAUGCCGAUCAUAAAAACGGUGCAUAUUCAUAAUGAUGAUGAUGAAAUUACAUUGCAAUUGAUCUCGAUAUCAGGCAACACUGAACAUUUUCAUUGUUCAUUUUUUGAGGAGAAAAUCCUCGCACCAAGAUCAAAUACUUCAUUUCAAGUGGUGUUCCUUGCCCGACAAGAAGGUUUAGUCAAUAAUACUCUUUAUAUACAUUCAUCAGUCGGAUCGUUUCCUUAUCGUGUAUCAGCAUAUGGUGAACAUAGCCCGUUUCGUGUUAGGCCGUUGAUCGGUGCACGUGUUCCGUUGAAUUCAUCAUUUGCUUCGUUAAUCUAUAUUUAUAAUCCAUUUUCUACGCCUCUACAACUUACAGAAAUGUAUACCUCAGGUGGUGGAUUACAUCUAGAAUUACCGGACGAUGAAUAUGAAGCACCAAGUUCGUUAUGGAAUGUACCACCAUAUGAAACACGUCCAGUGAUGAAGGCACAUUUAGUGGCCCGUAUUGCAUCCAAUCAUACAUCUUAUAUAAGGAUUCGUACUAGCCAACCCGAUAUACAAUUAAUGUUACCGGUCGAAGUCGAAGUGAGCAAUUCACCCGGUCUCUAUUCACCAUUAGAUACAUUGGAUUUUGGCGUAUUAAGAGCCAAACAUGAUCCACCGAAAGCAUUACCAAUACAGGUGAUAAAUGCAGCGCAAAAAUCCGUUUCUGUACAAAGCAUUGUUGUUACACCGAUUUUUGAUGGUCUAAGCGUCGCUGAUUUUAGUGGUCCAAUCAAAGUUCCACCACAAUCAUCCAAUCCGUAUCAUGUGGCCAAAUUGAUACUUGAUCCCAGUCAAUUCUCCUGUACGGGUCUAUGUUUAGGAAAAGUUUUGAUAAAAUCAAAAAACAAUCAAUAUAAAUUGACGAUUCCGUUUAUUGUUCGAGUCAUCCAAGGUGAACUGCAUUUCAAUGGUACACAAUCACAUUUCUUUAUGAAUUCAAGCUCAAACUAUCUGGAACAACGUGUAAUGAAUGUUGAGAAUCGUUUUGAUAGUCCAAUCAUUGUACAUGAUAUAAUAUUACCGGACGAGGCAAAACCAUAUUUUCGUUUGACAACUAAACCCCCUUAUUCAUUGCCUAUAACGUUACCGGUAGGAAAAACGUUCCCAUUGUUGAAAAUUGAAUUCACGCCAUCACCACAGCUUAGUCAUUUCUCAACUGUGUUCCGUUUAUUGACUAAUUUAAGCUAUUUUGAUUUGCCUUUGUAUGCUUAUCAAGGAAGAUUGGAUUUGUUUAUACCAAACUCUUCAGACCAAAGUAAAUUGGAUAUGGGCCUGGUAGGAUUGAAUGAGCAUAAAACAUCAACACUUGUCGUUGCAAAUCAUAAUCCAAUAGCGAUACGUUUGAUAUAUUGGCAAUGUAAUAUUACUGGAUUGAUUAUAGAAUUGGUCGGUACUAGUCAAGGAAAUAUAAGCGCCAUAAGUCAGCGCAUCGAAUCAUCAUCAUCAUCAUCAACAAUGCCAAUGGAAGACUCAUCACUAUCGUCUACUGCAUCGUCAUCGACUCGUUCGUCUGAGUUACGAUUACUUGAACCGAAUCAUUUUGCCAUAUUUCGUGUACAUGUUCAAAAACUUUGUAAUGAAGGCGUUCACAAUGGAAUCAUAACGAUAAUAACUGCAUAUGAAAAAUUGACUGUGCCAUUGACAAUUAAAGUAUUAAAAGGAAAUCUGAUGGCCGAACCAGUGAUAAUGCCGAAAACGUUUCCUGGCAAGAUUGUUAAAUCAAUUUUGAACAUAAAAAGCAAUUAUAGCAGUACGAUAAAAAUCAAAGGAGCUUUCAUUGAACCAAAAGAUGAACGUUUCAAAAUCAAAUUGAUUGAUCAAUUGAUCAAACCUGGCCACGACAAUCAGAUACAGAUACAAUUUGAUUCAUCAGCAGCAUGUUAUCAGAAAUUAUGUUAUACAGCAUUGGAUGUAGAAAAAGAAGUGGGCCAUCUAUGGUUAUUAGGCUCGGGACUUUAUUCCGACACUGCAUAUAUCGAUAAAGAGCUAUAUAAAUUAUUACGAAAUCAAUGGUUAUCAAUGACCGAAUCGGAUCGUAAACCAAUGGUCAACGUUCGUCUGCAGAUUGAUGGUUUUGGUUCAUUUGUUGCUCCUAUUCAAGCACAUCAACAUUGGCCACGGUUAGCGAACAAAUUGGUCAUUCGUUUUCCAUCGAUUCGUGUUGGUCAAAUGGUGACCAAAGAGCUUUUGAUUGAAAAUACCGCCGAUCGUGAAGUAUUGGUACAAGCAAUAAACGUUAUUGAUUAUCCGAAUUCAGAAAUCCUAUUACAACUAACAUCUAAUACAAUAUUUCAUCAACAAUGGUCCAAAAGUGAUCUACAAGCAAUACAAUCGGCAAUACGUAAUGGCCAUAAUCGAUCUGCAUUCUCUUUAUAUAACAAUACUAUUGCUUCCAAUUCACAAGUUCAACGUAUCACCGAAUGGUUAGGUGUAGAACCGAAUGCCAAUUCUUAUAUAAUGCUACUGCCAGCCGGUGUAAGACAUCGUUUAGCCGUGACAUUCAAUCCACCUGAUGAGAAAAAUUAUACCUCAUUAUUGAUAUUGAGAAAUAAUCUCACUAUAAUCGAUGUUGUCAUGUUACGUGGUGAAGGGGGCCGUGGUUUACUUAAAAUUGGAAAAACAUUACCCAAUACAUUGAAUUCACGUCUAGUGUUUGAUUUUCCCGAAAGAUCAUUGGAAAAACGGUGUCGUAAUCUGAUAUUGGUUAAAUCGGGCAUAGAUCCUUCCCCAUCAUUAUCAUCAUCAUCGUCGUCGUCGUCGUCAAGCAGUAAUAAUCACAAAACAGUCAAUUACAAUACGUUAGUGAUGCGUGAACGUUUCAAAGCAGUCAAUAUUGGCCGUAUGGCAUUGCAGAUCCGUAACUUUCUUAUCGAUGGUAUGCCUUGUGAAGGUCAUGGUUUUCGUAUUAGCCGUUGUGAGCCAAUACUUUUGUCACCAAAUCAAACUGUUGAUAUUGAGAUAUUGUAUUCACCAGAUUUUACUCAACAUUCAAUAACACAUGAAUUAACCAUAAUGAUCGAUGAUGAUGAUUCAUUGGGUGCACAACGAUUUUUACUUGUGGCCAAUAUACCGGCCAAUUUAUUGCAGCUAUGUUUGGAGGCAUUACCACGGCCAAUAUGGGAACCACAUCUUUAUUAUAUUCUCGUUACAAUGGCUCUAUUCGUUCUUAUACUAUCAACUAUUGUGGCAAUAUUUGAUGGACAUCGAAUUGCAUUAAAUUAUUAUAGUUCAAAAUAUGAAUUCCUCAACAAUGGUCUUGGCAUUACGAAAAAACACGAUGGAGAUGAUGAUGGAAACAAUGACAAUAAUGGUUACAAAUGUGAUAAUAAUUUGGCCAACCAUAACAACUCAUCAUCAUCAGCAAUAGAAUCUGCAUCACAUAAAAUUGUAGCGAACGGAUCGUCAAAUAUGACGAUAGCCAAUGGAAAACAUAAUCAUAAUCAUCCAUAUACUACAGUUGGAUCAUCAUCAAAUCAUAGUCAAUUAUCCAAUCAAAAAGUAAGAAAUCGACGUGGUGCAAAACAACAACAACAGAAUCACCAACCGAUACCAAAUGGGAAUAUACAGCAACAUCGAAGAAGUCAAUCUAAAUCUGCAACAUCUGAGCCAUCGACAUCUAAACCUCAACAGCCAGAAACAUCUUCGAAACAUCAUCAUUCGAAUGGAUCAUUGGAUUUGGAUUCUGAAUCAAACACAACCGUGACAACAACAACACCACAAUCUUCCACAAGUCAUCAUCAACAUUCAUCUUCAUGGAGUCAUCUAACACAAUCGGAAUUUUCGAGACAAGAUUCAUCAUCAUCCGAAAAUAGUAAUCGUUCAUCAGAUUCAUCUAAUUUUUCUGCAUCAUUAAUGUCAAAACAAACGUCGUCAUCAUCAAUCCGUCUAAAUCAAUCGAAUGUUAGUUCAGAUAGUAAAAAAUCUCAUUCAAAUGACUCAUUGGAUGAAAUAGCUUCUGCAACAGCAACAAAUACCAUAUCAACUAAUAAUCCAGGCAAUAAUUCACCAAAUGCUAGUCGUCAGGGAAAGAAAAAUAAACGUGAAUCAUCCACAUCGAAAGUAGCUAUAAACGACAUGCAAACAUCGAAAACAUUGGAAAAAAAUCAGCCACAUCAACAAUCUGCAAAGAAGCAAACAUCAACAACAAAGGUGAAAAAUAUCGCUAAAAAUUCUGACAAUGGCAAAAAGGAAAAAUCUUCAUCGAAAUGUAAUUCUGUUUCCGAAUCAUUAAAAUCGUCACAAGAAUCAUUGUCUUCAUCAAAACUUGAACAAAUUGAAGCCACUAUCAAUCAUGAUUUUAUGCCCACUAAAACAAGAUCUGCUACAUUACCAUUCACCCAGAAUGAUUCAAAUCAACAACAAUCAAAACCAACUAAUACAUUGAUGACCACUAAUGAUUCAUCAUUGUAUGCAUCUGAGUCAUAUCUAUCCUGGCAUCAAACAUCAACCACAUUUCAAUCGAAUUCGAAUGUAAACGAAAAUCAUGUCGAUACAUUUUGUACCGUAUCACCGUUUAAGCCUAUUGUUGAACAGAAUUAUCAUUCUUUGUCAUCGCAAAAAUUAACCCAUAAUAAGGAACAGAAAUUUGAUACAUUUCGUAAUGCUAAAGAAUUUAAUAAUACUGUAGGCAAUUCUAAAUCGGGUUAUUUUGGUUACUAUGGAGUCAAUGAUAAUAAUAACAAUGGCAAAGAUAUUUGGGAUUCACCAAUCACAAGCUUUGAUACUGAAUUGGCAAUGAAUCAAUUGGUUAAACAAACGGAAGAAUUUGCUGCAAUUGAUGAUAAAAAUACUGCUUCUUAUAUUAAUAAUCGACCAUCUUUCAACGUUCAACGUCGUGGUGGUGUUGGUGGUGGACAUUCAAAAUUUCAGACAUCACCACCAAUCACAGAUGAUAAAUGGGAAAUCGGUGAAUGGAGUAAUGAUCUUUUGAAUCAUUGUUCAUCAUCAUCGAAAGUAGGAACGUCUACAUUUGGCAUUAGUAAUGGAAAUAAUUAUGAAUCAACAAUGGCACAGAUGAAAAAAUAUCCACAUCAUCAUUCACGUUUUCCACAAUCGAUCAAUUAUCAAGAAUAUCGUAAUAGUUUGAAUGACAAAAAUCAUAGUUCAAGAUUAUAUGGAAAACAAUUAUUUGGCAUGAAUGAUUCUAAUAUGACUCAUAUAAAUAGUAAAUCACACACACAACAACAACAAACAGCAACGUUAGGAAAUGCAUCAUAUGUAAUGCAGAGAACAAUAUCACCGGUCGGCCAUAACAUUAAUUUGGCCAAUGUUCAAUCUAGUCUCUCGUUAAAUUCAAUGAAAACAGCAUCAAACAAUAAUUCAAUCGUAACAGCAUUAUCAUCAUCGAGCCCAACCACAAGUCCAAGCAUUUCGACGACAACUUUUUCACCAGUCAUUGGACGACCGCCGACUGCUCAACAGCAGCAGCAAUCAUCAAUUCUAUCUACACAACGAAAUAAAUUACUUCCAUCUUCACCCGCUGAUUCGAAUCAUUUUGCAAUGUUAAAUUCCUGUCUGGAGAAAUCACUAAAUCAAAAAACAUCAUUGUCAUUGUUACCUUCAUUCAAUUCGUCAUCGAAUGUUACGACAAAAAAUUUAUUUGGUCAAUUGGAUUCACUUUUGGAACCAUCGUCAUCGAAAUCGCAAUCGCUUUUAUAUGAGCAGCAACACUCUUCUGUUUCAAAUGGUUUGUGUGUGGGUGGAAAGGCAGUCAACACUCCAUCGGCAGUAAACGUCAAUUCGCUAUUACAAACUACCAGAUCAUCGCCAUGGAAUUCGGAAUUUGACCCAACUCUGGAUUCAUUGCUUGCAUCCGCAUCUUCAAAUAGUUCGACAUCAAAAGCAGUUGGCUCAGUAAUCACUGGAAUGUUUACCAAUCUUACCGAUCAUCAUAGUCAUCAAGAUUCUGUGUGGCCAUCUACAGCAGCCGAAUCAACUUGGCCCACAUCAAUAGCUUCGCCGUCAAACACAAAUAAUAUUUUUUCCAACUUUUCCGAUUCUGGAAAAUCAUCGGUAAACACAUUCAGUAGUGGUUUAUCACCAAUCGAUUCGUCGUCUGCAAAUCGAAUUAGUUGGUUGACAACAAAUUCAUCUCCAUCAUCAUCAACAAAUAACCGUAAUUCAAACACCAUGAUCGGGCCAAAAAAUUCUACUCAAUCGCCCCAAUCUGGCGGAAUGUGGUCCACAAUUGAUUCGCCUUUUCGUAAUUAUCAUAUUCAAAAUCAUACAUUCAAUGCGAAUGAUAAUGUAGACUUCAAUUCAUUGGUCAAGCCGCAGUCAACAACAGACCAUCAUCAUCAUACAACAAUGCAUCCAGAUCCUGUUGACGUUUCAUCAACACCGGUCGUUUCUUCAACUGCUUCUGUUUCAUCUUCUGAUGCUUUUGUCGAUAAUAAUCCACCAUCGACUACCGUAUUUGAAUUGUUUGGAGGUAAAUCACCAUGGUCACCAUUAAGCUCAUCGCCACCGAAUUCGACCACCGCUAAUUCGAUUGUUUCUGGUGCCAAUAUGACAACAAAUUUUCUUUCACCAUCACCCACACCUGCUGUUACGGCUGAAUUAUUGUUUGGUCGAUUAUCACAAAAUUCAUCACCUGUUUCAUCAUCCAAUGUAUCUACGACUUCGGCUAGUUCAAAUUCAAGUAAUCUGGAUACGACACAUUCUUCUAAAUGACUCAAAACAUUUAAAAACAAACACAAAAACACCGAGAAAAUUUUUUUCCUUUGAACUUUUUGUCCUCGUUAUUUCGUCUGGUAAACUUAAAAAAAUAACAUAUUUAGAUAUUAAAUGAUGAUUGUGUUUCUCGACACGCGAUUAAUUGAUUAA
Molecule: messenger RNA, 8250 nt
Organism: Dermatophagoides farinae (American house dust mite)
Lineage: Eukaryota; Metazoa; Arthropoda; Arachnida; Sarcoptiformes; Pyroglyphidae
Gene: Tmem131
Product: Transmembrane protein 131
Cellular component (GO): membrane
Source: RefSeq, a predicted model, not a curated record